AUGAACCAGCGGAUUGUUGAGAUACAUGGCUUGCGGGGUGAAAGAAAGAUAGUGGAGAUUGAGAAUGGACAGUCGGUUUAUGUAGCGGAUAUUGAGGAUUCGGUUGUAGUCUUGCGUGGGAAGUGUAUUAAGGUGAUGGUAGUCGAUACGAAAAAGUCGUUGGUGGCAGUUGAGUCAUUAGUAAGUAACUUAGAGGUAACUCGGGCUAAAAACACAGUAAUUGGGUUGGGGAAAGGAAACAUGAUUAAUGUUGAGCAAUCGGUAGAGUGUAGAAUUGGGUUGGGUAGUGAAGAGACUGAAAUUCGCUUGCGAAGGAAUACUUCGAUUUCAGCAGUCUUAUUGGGUAGUUUGGACUGGAGUGCAGCUAGUCCAGAGGAGAUUAUUGCGGCAUCUGAGUCUGCGAAGGAGUUGUUUCUACCCGAAGAGAUUAAAGCAAUCUUCUGUGAUGGUAAACUAUCCACUGGCGUAGUCAAAGAAUAG
Molecule: messenger RNA, 480 nt
Organism: Nematocida homosporus
Lineage: Eukaryota; Fungi; Microsporidia
Exons: 1
Coding region: 1-480 (159 amino acids)
Biological process (GO): cytoskeleton organization
Molecular function (GO): actin binding
Source: RefSeq, a predicted model, not a curated record